UUGUGGUGAUCUCGGCCCAAUUGAUCCAGCUAUAUCCAGCUCAGCCAUGGCCUUGCGGCUCUCCAUCUUUCGGGCCCUGACCAUCAAGUUGAAUGGAAAAGCGAUGACAAACGGAGUGACCGUUGCUCCUAGUAGCGAUGCCCUUUGCUCCUAGUAGCGUUCUUGUUCCUAGUAGUACGGCCAGGAGCCCCUAGUAGCGUCCUUGCUAUAUGUGAUCAUGCCGUAUCACAUCAUAUAUUCAUAGAUCAUCAUAUAUGCCUGAAAAUGGGAUCGAUGCGUACCUGGCAAGGUGGAGUCUCCUGCACGUGACUUGUAGAGUGAUGGACGUGACCGAAGCAUUAGUAUUGUUCUCAAGCAUCAAGAGACUGAAGUGAUUGAGUUGAGUUCAGUUGCCCAAAUUGUGUCCGCAGGCAAUGGCCAAGGCCGCCCCAAAGCCCAAGACAAGUUCAAGGCCAAGUUCGGCAAAGGCUGGUAUGAUUUUUGUCCGUUAACCAGGAGGGAAUGGGAGUGACUGGCUGUUGUAUUUCCAUCUCCGUCCGAAAUGGUACUUUUCCAUUUGAAAACCUCGAUCUACAGCGCUGUUGGGGAAGGCUGCAGGACUGCUUGCAAAUUCACUGCGAGUUGUUUGAAGGUGCAAAGUACAGCACCAGCAGUACAGCCUCCACCGCCAGCGGCACCUGGACCAUCCUACGAUUAUUCCCAGGCUCAUCAAAGUAGUGGUGGCGGCGGUGGCAUCAUGUACCAAAUCCUCCUUGGCAUGGGCAGCAUGUUUGGAGUCAUUAUCGCGAUAAACCUAGUGUCGCGCUUGCUGGGGCCACGGAAAAUCACAGUGAUACACAAGGACAGCGAAGGGAGGCCCUUGUAAGCAACAGCGUGGACAUCCAGAUCGUUCGGAUGUCAAAACAAUUGAGUGUGCACUCGCC
Durusdinium trenchii is the source of this 923-nucleotide messenger RNA. The record is from the annotation of a GenBank genome assembly. NCBI's taxonomy places the organism in Eukaryota, Dinophyceae, Suessiales, Symbiodiniaceae.